Triticum aestivum (bread wheat) is the source of this 1787-nucleotide messenger RNA. RefSeq lists its product as uncharacterized. The record is from RefSeq and is a predicted model, not a curated record. NCBI's taxonomy places the organism in Eukaryota, Viridiplantae, Streptophyta, Magnoliopsida, Poales, Poaceae. The transcript has a single exon. Bases 463 to 1566 code for a protein of 367 amino acids.
ACGCGCAAAGAAAGGAGGGGAAGCAGAGGAGGGCCGGAGCGCCGCCGGCCACAUCAACAUUCCGGCGACCCCGGGCGCGGCGGCAACGACUCCGGCGACGACGGCGCGGUAACUCCGGUAACUCUUGGCUGUCCUGUAGGGGGUUCCCAUUGCCGGGAGUUGGAUUAGUCAUUUCGUGCUUCUGCUCCGACUCGGGGUCUAGGUCGGGAGUUCUAUCUGCAAUCCGAGCGCGGCCGGGAGUUGGAUUAGUCACUCCAAUCCGAGGCCCCGCUUCAUAAAUAAGGGGAGGGGUUCCAAGACCUAUAAGUAACACACCAUUGCCAGGUUAGAUAGAUAGAUCUGGAUCCCCAUUGUCGUCUCCUUGCCCUUCCGGCUCGUUUCUUCUCCUGUACUGGCGACCUCGUAACCACCAGAACAAAAAAAAAAAUCAAUCUUUAGGGCCGGAAGAUCCAUUGCAGAAGCAUGCCUAAGCGUCAGCACUCGCACCUCGACGGCGACCGCACCGGAAAAAAGCCGCGGCGUGCGCCGAAGAAGCACCUCUACCUGGUGCUGGAUGAUUGGGACACGGGCUUCAGCAUCUACAAGGUUGAUGCCGACACUUUGCAAGAUACCUGCACCAGCGACGUGCAGUUAGGGUUCCCUGGCCCUCCCGUCCUCCGGUUUCCUGUGCCAGUACGCCAUCUUGGCAUGAGCUUCACGGCCUUUGGUAACAGCAUCUUCAUCGCCACCAACCCACACUGUCCACAGACUCCCAUCCUCGGAUAUGAUACCGAGAUAGCGGGAAUCACCAUCGGGCCAAGCCUACCACGUUCACUGCUUGGCGGCAUUGACAUCUCUGUGGCCGCCGGUGAUAAGUUGUAUGCAUUGACAUCUCGCCAUGACGGCGAGCAGCACUCUUUUGAGGCCAUGUCUUGGGCAGCCACGGGAAGCGAUGAGCUUGAGGAUCCACGGCCAGCCAUGGAUUGGUCCUGGAAAAGGGUGCCAUCGCCACCGCCAUUUGCCAUGGAUGAUAUAAUUUCCUCUUACGCGCUGCACCCGGAUGGGCACACCAUAUUCAUGUCUGCACACGACAGUCUUUAUCAACAUGUUCCAAAGGGUACCUUCUCAUUUGACACCAAGCGUUCUGAGUGGAGGUGGCAUGGGGAAUGGGCACUACCUUUCCAAGGACAAGGCUACUACGACAGCGAGCUAGACGCAUGGGUUGGGCUCCGUAAAGACGGGUACAUUUGUGCCUGUGAAGUCGCCUCCCGCAGCCGCGAAAGUGCUGUGCAGCCAUAUUGUAAGAUUGCGAAGGAGAAGUUGUUCCUCAAAGUCCCGGAGCGGCGGCUGGCAGCAAUAAGGGCCACUCUCGCGUACAUGGGCAACAGCAACUUUUGCCUUGUCGAUUGUGUGCAGCGCGAAGGAGUGGAGCCUACAUGCAUCGUCGAUUGUUGCGUGCUCCAUAUGAGCACGUUUGGGCUUAAGUAUGAUCACAGGGGAGAGCUGCAAACCACGCGCCACUGCUCUAGCUCUUGUGUAGUGUCCAAGCAUAUCCUGUCCUUUUCUCCUGUAGUGUUCUGGAUGUAAUUAAGAAGUGUUUUGCUUGUUUUAUGCAAGACCUGCUGUGUAAUCUUGAUGUAAACUGCUGUGAUAUGUGGCACUACUAUGAAGAGAAAUAAAAAGAAGUUGGUUCCCUUUUGCAAUUUUCUUGAACCUGAGCCCAGAGAUGGUCACAUGUUUCAAGAACUAAAAGCGUUGUACUUUUGUGCUUGCGAUAUCACAAUUGACAGGGAUUAGAAAAGGUGGUG